This is a messenger RNA of Penicillium verhagenii, 3495 nucleotides long. Its product is annotated as TMEM198/TM7SF3 family protein. The record is from RefSeq and is a predicted model, not a curated record. Bases 1 to 3495 code for a protein of 1164 amino acids. Lineage: Eukaryota; Fungi; Ascomycota; Eurotiomycetes; Eurotiales; Aspergillaceae. The transcript is spliced from 4 exons.
AUGCGGUGGUGUCUAUUGGGGUUAUUGCUCCUCUGUCUUCACUGGAGCCAGACAUUCGCGGCCCCAGCGGAGUAUAGCUACCGUGAUGUCAACAAUGUCGCACUUCUAGAUGCCAGAGAUGACACAGAAACCACUACAACCGCGUCCGAAAGUAGUACGUCUAGUCAAACGACUGCAACAGCAACAUCUACCACAACUAAUACCGCCUCAACAACCACCUCAUCUACUUCCACAACUCACACGACUUCACAAACCACCCAGGCUACCCAAUCAACUCAAUCGAGCCAGACCACAUCUGUUCCAUCACUGGGCACAUCUUCAGGUUCAGGUUCAGGUGACGGAUCAAACACAAACUCAACGAAAGGGACCUAUACCGGUGGGUUGCCGAUUCAGCCGAGAAUCACACCGGCGUUGGGUGUUGGAGGAUUUCUGCUUCUUGCAGCUGGUGCGGUCCUGGCCUUUGUUGGAAUCCGCAAGCCAAGAAUCUCGAUAUUUUUAUCUACGGGGAUAUUAGCCGCGCUUGGUGUCACAGUCUUGAUUGAAUAUGUGAUGAGCCCGCCGGUGAGCGAUGCAGUUCAGGGUGGAUACCUGGUCGCUAUAUUCUUCACAGGUGCUAUAUUCGGUGGUCUAGCUCUCGUUUUCAAAGAGAUCACCGAAGGUCUCUGUUGUCUUCUAGGCGGAUUCUGCAUUGGCAUGUGGUUCUUGACGGUCAAAGCUGGCGGUCUGGUCACGGGCGACGGAACCAAAAUAGGAUUCAUCCUGGCCUUUACUGGAGGCUUCUAUUGUCUCUCGUUCAGCCACUAUACCCGCUCAUAUGGGUCCAUCCUGUGCACUGCCUUCGGUGGUGCGACUACACUGGUUAUUGGUAUCGACUGCUAUAGUAGAGCUGGAUUGAAAGAGUUCUGGCUUUACAUCUGGGGGCUGAAUGACAACAUAUUCCCCUUGGACACCAACACCUACCCAAUCACACGAAACAUCCGCGUUGAGCUGGCGAUCAUAAUUAUUGUCACUGCUUUCGGUGUUGUCUAUCAGCUCAGAUUGUGGAAAGUGAUUCAGGAACGUCGCGCGAAAGAAGAGAUAGCCCGCCAGGAAGCUGACAGGGCAAAGGAAGAGGCUGAAGCCGAAAAUGGUCGCCAGGUCGAAGAGAAGAAUCUCAGAGAGCGAGCGGAGUGGGAAAAACUAUACGGCAAUGGCAGCGAGACAAAAGAACCAUCUCUGUCUGACACAGCCGUUGCCGACGAUUCGCGACGCAGCUCAGACGCGUGUGGGUCUUCAGUUCGUGAAAAGGAUAAUUCAAUUGAGAUGACAGAGAUGACUGGUGCGGAUCAAUCUGGCCGAGUAUCUGAAAACGGAAAUCAUCUCGAGGCGGUCGAAGAGGGUGAGCCAGAGACUUUAGCCGAGGGACAAGACGGUCAGGAGGGCCAUGAGCUUCCCGAGGACCAAGGAGAAAAUCUAGAGGAUGGCCAAGAAGCUCCGGCAACUCCUGUCUUGAAGAACCUGCACAUUGAGACCAACAUACAUCCCGACAAUAGCUCUGAGCAUGGGGCGGUUUUGGGAUCAGAAUUCGGCACACCACGCUCAUCCAAACGCUUCUCUAGCAGAUCCCUGAUGAACAGGAUGUCAUGGCGCAGCGGACAUACAAUGAAGCAACUCCCGCAUAAUGAAUCCGAGGAGGGCUUGAUAGCCGAUGCAUCAUCUUCUGUUGCUGGAAUCAUUGAUGACGUCCAAAGUAUCACAUCUGAGGCACCAAGCCUUGCAGAGACCGAGGUGACGGCCGUUAGGAAACCUGAAGUUCCUUCUGGCGAAGAACUCUCGCGUGAGAAUAUUGUCUCUGAGGAUAAGAUUGACUCUGAUGAGACCAAAAUCCUGGAUACCAGCACAGAUAUUGUUGAAACAGCUGUUCAGGGAGAGAACGCUCCGGAUAUUGCCACAAAACAUAAGGCUGUGCAGGAGAAUGGCGCCCCUCAAGAGAAUGCCGAAUCUGCAACGCGCGAGCAGGCAGCACCCGUUGAAUUGAAGAGCCAAGCUGAGCCCGAACCCGCCAAGUCGGACCCCGUUGUGACUCAGCACUCAAAUUCUCCAAAUACUUCAAAUCCUGCAGCUCCAGAGCCAGCCCAACCAAAGACAGCAGAACCAAAGGCAGCGGAACCGAAGGCACCAGAGCCAGCAGAGCUUGAACCCCAACAGGAGACCUCGGCAGUGAAAGCUGAGGAAAUCAAGGAAGCUGCUGUUGCAGAAUGCAAACCGGAUGCCCCAGUUCAGCAUGAAGAGAAGGUGAAGCAAGAAACCGUCAAUCCGCCCAACGAUACUGCUCCGGUUCCACCAGUAGUGCUGGUCUCACAAAAGAAGGCAGCCAAAAAGCCAGUCAAGAAACCAGCCAAGAAGCCCAAGUUAGAUGCCUCAACUGUGCAGAACAUCCCGGAGCAAACCUCGAGGGUUGUUAAUUCAUUCCGUACCAGGGAAUGGGCAAAGCAUCUUGCCAAUGCAGAUGAGCCAGAUUUUGAGCCGAUUCAAUUUGAGACCGAGCCAGAAGAUCCUACUGCGUCCGAAGAAACAGCAGCCCCAGUCGACAUGCACAGCCUGCUACAAACCCCUCACACUGCGAUGCCUCCUCCAGCGGUCGCAAGGGCAGUUUCAAGUCCAGAUCAGACUUACUAUCAAUCUCCUACGCCAUUGGUAUCUCCCGAUAUGUCCCAACCCAAAGCCAGGCAGAGCAUUCAACAUACUGGAGGCCCCAACUCCCCAGGUGUCUACCGGAACGUAUCUUCAGGCUCUUCAGGCCCACGGGAAUUCAAUGACACACACGUGGUGCGUAACAGCGUGUCGACUCCAUUCUUGACCAUCACCACAACAAAUACACCCGAAGAACCCGCAGAUGCUCCCAAGUGGAACGGACCUCCACCCCUUCUGGCCGUACGGGAGAAUAUGAUUCAAAAUCGAAUGUCUUCAACAUCUCUCCGUUAUGACCCAUGGGGACCCCGAAACCAAUCUCGCCAGUCUCUGGGAGAGCCCACCCGAGUCAUGUCACCGACAUUGCCGAUUGCCGAAGCCGACGAGGUUUUCGAAGAGCCAGCACCUCGCAACGAGGAUGACAUUCCCCUUUCUAAACGACGCGCCCUGUUGCAGCGCCAAACUAUGCGAUCGCCAUCUGGAAACAGCACACAAAGUCUUGAACAGAUUCGGUCCCCCAUCUCCCCUUCACCUUCUGCUGAUCCAGCCAGAUCUGAGGCUGUCAUGUCUGCAUGGCGACAGUCUGUGCGGGAGGACCUCUCACAGCGACGUGAUCCCCUGGCUAUCAGAUCACCCACCCCUGGGCCUACAAGCCCCGUUAGCCCCGACCGUUCUCGCAAUACAUGGGGAUCUGUGCAGCAAAUGCGUGACGCCUCUUCGAACCAUAUUGGCAACGUCAUUGCCGAUGGGAUGCAAAAAGGAAACAUGACAGAUCUCCACCGCCAGGCUAUGCGGCGAAUGCAAGCUUCUACGAAGAUGAAAUGA